This is a messenger RNA of Procambarus clarkii (red swamp crayfish), 6539 nucleotides long. RefSeq names its product allene oxide synthase-lipoxygenase protein. Lineage: Eukaryota; Metazoa; Arthropoda; Malacostraca; Decapoda; Cambaridae. The record is from RefSeq and is a predicted model, not a curated record. Gene Ontology annotation, molecular function: oxidoreductase activity, acting on single donors with incorporation of molecular oxygen, incorporation of two atoms of oxygen; metal ion binding; protein binding. Gene Ontology annotation, biological process: lipid oxidation.
UUUCAGCCACAUUUUUCCCGUCAACCAGAACAGUUCAAAUUGCAUCGCCGUUAGUCAUAACAUAAGACUCCGAGGUUCCCCGACAUUAUUAGGCUUCCGAGCAUAUUAAAACGGCUUAUACGUGAAUAUUUUGCCGAACGUUCCGGGUGAGAAUCCUCUGGUAAAUUCCCAGAUAAAAAGUCUGGAAAAGCUAGAGUGGCAACUGUAGAGGCCAGUCCCCCAAUCCUCACCACCAGACGCUCUCCGCCCGCGACUACUGACGGAAGUUGCCUGUGCUGGUUCUUAGUCUAUUACCUGGAAACUACAUUAUCGUGUAGCCAUUUCCCUAAGGAGAUUGACUUAAACUUGAUGGUGCUAUUGUUGAUUUGAAACACAGGUAACUUAAGUGUGAUACUCGCGUGGUUUAUAUGGUAUACAGUGAAAUGAAUAAUACACAUGCGACUAGUGAUAGCUUCCUGGAGCACCGUUUGCAUUUGUAAAUGUGGCGCAAGCUUUCCUGACGCCAGUGCAUCGUAGAUCUUGGCCAGAGAAGUUUUCCAAGACGUUCGUGUGGUUAAGGAAUCUGAAAAUUUUCCUGUGUAACUGUUAUUUAAUCGCAGAGAACUGUUACAAUCAUGAAAGGGAUUGCCAAGAGACUCUUGAAGUCAAGGGACAAGAAGGGGGUGAUGUGCGAUGGUACGGACGCUCAGUAUCGUCUUCACUUAGUUACCGGAGACCGUCGAGGAGCUGGUACGGACGCCAACGUGUACGUGGUGCUCUACGACAGUCACGGACGCGCAUCUACGCCAAUAUCUGCGAAUAAAAAGUUAACCAAUGAUAAUGAACGAGGGUCUACAACUACGGUAGACGUGAAAGCGGACUGUGGUGUACAGGGUCCCAUUGUCAAAGUAAAAGUGUGGAGGGACAAUUUUUCUGACAUCAGGCUGCUGAGUAAAGUUACGAAAAUUCUUUUCGGCCAGCGGACUAAGCAAGGCUCCGCCGCUUGGUUCUUGGACCGCAUAGAAGUUGAAGAACUUUUGAUACAGAACAACAACAUACACAACAUACAGGAGACGCUCACCAACAGCAGGAACAACUUGCAUACUGACGAAAUUACCAUGGAAGCUGUGAAGACGGUGCACAAGGCUGCUUCAGGAGGACGAGUGUGGGUGUUCCCCCUGCAGAGGUGGGUCUCGGCAAACAGGAUAUACGUUAUAGAACUCCAUGAUUGUUUUCUACCACAAGACGAUCCCAACCGCGAUGCCCGCCAGGGAGAGUUCCUACAGAAGAGAAAGGAAUACCAGUACACUCAGAACGUGGAAGGUGGGCCAGCACAGAUCGAAAACUUGCCGAGUGAUGAAAAGUUCUCCGAGGAAUAUUAUUGGACUUUUGCUACUGAGAAAAUGAACCUGUUGGCACGGACGAAGUUGAUAGAAUGGACGACUAGCAAGUGGAACACCCUGGAGGACCUGAAGAAGGUGUACAAGCAGAGUCUGGGAGAACCUGAGUGUAUCGAUGUAUGGAAAGAAGACUGGUGGUUCGGAAUUCAGAGGCUUCAAGGUGUUAAUCCAAACAUUAUUACCUUGUGCAACAAAAUCCCGGAGAAAUUUGAUGUGACGGAGGAUACCGUGAAAGGUUUGCUUGAUGAUCUCUCUCUAGCCGAAGCACUUGAGAACAAUAAGAUUUUCAUCUGUGACUUAGAAAUAACUGAUAAUUUGUCCUGCAAGGAUGAUCGUGAGUUGGCAUCUCCCUUGGCUCUCUUCUACCUUAACAAACAAGACAAGUUGAUGCCCAUUGCAAUACAACUCAAGCAAGCAAGAGGACACGACAAUCCAGUGUACACACCAAAUGACCCAGCAAACACAUGGUUGGUGGCGAAGAUGUUCUAUAACAAUGUCGAGGCCCAGCAUCAUCAAGCGCUAACUCAUUUGGGCUACACACAUCUUCUGAUGGAAGGCGUGGUCAUUUGUACACAUCGAAACCUCUCUCCGUCACAUCCACUGUUCAAACUAAUGGCACCCCAUUUCCUCUUUCUGCUAGCCAUCAACACGAGAGGAUUAGAAAAGCUGGUAUCUCCUGGUGGUUGGGUAGAUACGUGCAUGACCCAAGGAGUGAAGGGCAUCUUCGAACUCAUGCGGAGAGGCUUUGACCGCUGGAGAUUUGACCGUGAAGGACAAAUUGAAAAGGAACUGGAAUCUCGAGGUGUCUUGGACAAGAAUGUUCUCCCAUAUUAUCCAUACAGGGAUGAUGGUGUUCCGCUUUAUAAUGCCAUCAAGAAGUAUGUUACUGCUGUUGUCACUCAUCAUUAUGAUACGGCAGAAAAGCUGUCGGAAGACUGGGAGCUGAAGUGGUGGCGGAAAGAAUUAGUCACAGCUAGAGACAACAAUGGAGUUGGAUUACAGAAUGUCCCUGGAGAUUGUGAUGGAUUUAAUUCUGUUGAUGAAGUGAUAGAUGUAGUGACGAUGAUCAUUGCCACUUGCUCCCUGGGCCAUGCAGCCGCCAAUUUCCAGCAAUAUGAGCAGUACGCUUUUGUUCCCAACUACCCAGGAAUUUUAAUGAUAGAUGUGCCUAAAGAGAAGAAAGACUAUACAGAGAAGGAAAUAAUGGCAAUGCUGCCAGACAAGAGGAUGACCUUAGAUAUCAUGGUGAUCACAAAACUCCUCUCCAGCAGGGGUACCAACAGCUUGGGAGAUUUUGAAAUGCAAUAUCUCUAUGAUCCAGUGGGUGUUAAAGCAGCAGAGGAAUUCCAAAAGGACUUGAAGCGACUGAGCUUAGAUAUGAAGAAGCGCAACAUUGAUCGUGACUGGAAGUUUGAAUGGCUGGACCCAGAAAUUGUUCCAAACUCCAUCAGUGUGUAGCAGUUUACAGCCAGCACAUGUAUUGAUGAUAAUACCAGAGCUUCAAUGAGAAGAAACUAGUGCCUAUUUUAAUUAUCAGGGAGUUUUGAAUGAAGUAAAUUAUAUUGUUAUAUACAUGUACAAUAAUUUCAAAUAAAAUCUGUUUAUGAAAUAUACCAUAUUUCAUAAAAAUAAUAAAAAAUUAUGGUUUGUUUACAAAAAAAUCAUACAUUGGUUUAGAUAAUUACAUUUUUAAAUGUUUUUUUUAAAUUGUAGAUUGUACUGUUUAAGGAAGGGAAGUCAUUCCAGAUCUAAAACUAGUUAACUUUAUCCAGUGAGACAGUACUCAAUCUGGCAGUAAGAAAUGUAAUCAAAUUUACAAUUGUUAAGUGCUAUAUUAUUGUUGCAAAUGUUCAUUACAUUAUUGCUAUAAAUAUUCUAUACAAGAUAGACAACUGGACUUUUAACAAAUUCUUCUAUUCCAAGUAAUCUCAAAAUUAUUUUCAUAAAUUAUGAAACAAGAGUACCAGUACUGAGGUACUGUAUUUGUAUUUAAUGAGUGAGAGUCAAAGAGAUCACCCAAGAUAUCAAUACAAGAGCAGAUGGACAUAAGGGAAGUGAUAUCAGAAAUGGUGUUAGUGAGGAACAAGUGACUCUGAGGUGUCAGGAAAGCAAGAUCAUCAUCUUGAAAAUCUGGAGUUCCUUAUGAAGAGUUGUACAAUUGUAAGUGAGACAGUGCAGUUUGAGGAAGGUGCAAGUCUUUGUUCCAUUAAGUUAGCAUGUGUAUGACUAAUAUGUAGCCUAGCCAGAGCCUGUUCCCAUUUCCUAUUACAGUAGUAAGAAGAAGGCCAUAGAAAUAUACUAUGCAGUUUGUUAUAAUUCAUUGUGUCUGGGGAACAGGCAGCCAGAGUGUAUUCAUAUGGGUUAGGCUUAUAUUGAGGUCUCUUCCCACCCUCCCCCUGAGGUCAAAUUACUGACCCCCGCCCAGGAUGCAUCCCGACAACAAGUUAACUCCUAAGUACCUACUUACUGCUAGGUGAAUGGGAGUAUUAAGUGACAGGAAAUACGCCCAAUAUUUCUGUCCCUCCUGGGAUUAUUAUUUAUUAAUACAGUACUCUAUUAUUUUGUAUUAUUAUUAUUAUUAUUAUCGUGUAUUGUUAUUUUGUAUUAAUAAUAACUGAGUAUUAUUUGUAAUGCUCAACCAGCUAUCAUCCUAGCAGUUGCAAACUGUGGCAUGAAUGACAGGAUAGAAAUCAAAGAUAGGAAACUCAUUUGGGAGACAGGACUGACAUUAAGGCCUUUUCAAUUGCGGCAUCUGCAACUUCAUUACAGGUAACAAUAAAAUAUAUUAUUUCAUACAUUGGCUUGCUUUGGUGUUCCUUUGUAGGGAACCAAAUGUCUAUUAGGCUCAUUCAGGUCUCCCAGUGAAGGACGAGGCUAUACACAUUGUCAUCCAACCAGUUUGUGGCCAGACCAAGCAGUGAGCAGUGUUUAAACCAUAGACCAAGUGAUGCAUGCAUCAUUUACUGCACAAUGCCAUUAGCAUGGUGCAGUGCUUGUAUAUUUGGGCAUUACAGUACAGUAUAUUUUCUUUUAAACACUUUCACUGAAUGCAGGUAUAUUUAGUAUUGAAUUAAUAUCUUGUGAAAGUUACCAAUACUGUAUUGCAUGGUUCUUAUUACAGUACGUAUUUAGUGCUGCGUCGUAAAUUCAAACUAAUUUCUCCUAUACUGUACAGUAUUUUUCAUUUUAUUUGUAACAUUUCGACAAACUUUUUCCUAUCUUCAGCCAACAUAAUACUGUAGCAUGUCAUAAGUGUAUGUACUGUCGAGCCAGUUCAGAUCAGGUCAAUAAUCUGUAAAAAUAGUGUGUUAGUGAAAAUUAUGUCUAUUAACUAAAACGAAUUCUUCACAUAUUAGUUGGAAUUCAAGUACUGUACAGUACAUAUAAUUUACAUAACAACAAUAAUUACAAUUAUUACUUGAUUUUUUCAAGUACUGUACAGUACAUUUAUAUAAUAAUAAUGCAAUUAUUACAGUGUAUUUUUGGUCAACAUCUGUCUUGAAAUAAAUACUCCAUUUGUUGUCACCUGAUUUUUAAUAUAAAUAAAAUGAUUUUAAACAUUACUAAGGUUCCAUUUCAUAUUAUUAAGUUAAUUUACAAUAUCAUGCAGAAGGUCAAUAACUCAGCAGUCUCUCUUCAGUAAGCUUUCCGAUGCAAACUUCACUAAUUUAAAUUAUGAUUAUCCUUACAGAAGAAUCCUAAUUGCUCACUCAUCUUGUUUUAUAUUUAAGUAUAAUAUUAAUGAAAGCAUAGCUAUUCCAACUCAUCCUCCAGAAAUUAUAGUAGUUAUAACAACUGUUGUAUUCUGCAAAAAAGUUCAGAUUUUGUACUACUGAAAGGCUCCAAAUGGCAUUCUAAAAUAUGGAAUAGUAACUACAACUAAUUUAACCUGUCCUAGGUCAAUAUAUACAAUCCUAGACCUAAUAUAUAUAUAACUUUUAGGCCUAAUAUGUGCUAUUUAGGCUUAGUAAAUUAAAUUUUAGGCCGUAUAUAUACCGUUUUCAGUGCAACAUAUGCCAUUUUAGGCCUAAUUUGGUACAUAUAUUGUCCUAUGAAUAUUUAAGUAUAGUUGUUGCCUUUUUUCUCAUGCCCCCUUCUAAAUUAAUAGUACAAAAUGUCAUAUAUUUUUGGUGUAACAGUACAUUUUUGUACAUUCCAGCAAUAGUUGCUGUAAGUACUGUACUACUCAAAUUUUUGUGAUGACUAAAUUGGAUAUUCCAGUGCUAGUGUUGUUCUAGGGUGUUGACACAGUACUUCCAAGGAGAGAGAGAGAGAGAGAGCAAGCCAUUUACUGUACCUAUAUGGACAAAUUAAUUUGAAUCCAUAUGGUACUUGGAAUGAUAAUUCCAAUCACUUUUCUGCAUAAAUGACUCAUUUAUAUAUGUACUGUAUAUAUAUUACUGUAUCACCAGAAAUGUCAUUACAAUUAUUUAUUCAUUCAAAUCAAAGAGCGCAGUAUAACAGAUUACUGUAUCAUCUCUUGCAUUCUUAUUCAUAACUCAUAUUCUCUCUAAAUUAUGCAAAGUGCAUAAUAUAUCAGGGGGAAAAUUUUCUGUGAUUUGUGUUAGAGGAAAAAGUGUGCUGCUAAAUGCACUUCAUUUACAAACUGGCAGUACUGUAUAUUUUACCUGCUGCUUUUAGCAUUUGUUGUUUAGUGUAUAAUGUAUUAGAGAUUAAAUAUAAUAUUUUUUAUCAGUUAACCAAAAUAACAUCGUGAUAUAGAGAAUUUAAUGUGUGUGAAAGAUGGUGAUUUUGUUUCUGUUAGAUUUAUUAGUGUGUGUGUGUGUAAAUAUUUUCUUACAUAUGGAAUGACAAGUUUUGUGGCCCUCUGUAUUGUUCUUAAGUGAGUGCAUCAAAUAUAUGAUGUGAAAUUGUCUGUUAGUGUAUAAUAAAGAAAUUUUAUAUAUAUAUUUUUUUUUUUACAGAAGGAAAUUAGUACUGUAAAUUCACUUCAAGCUCUGAAUGUUGUAUAUUAAUAGCAUGAAGUUUUGGACUUGUGUAUAUUAUUUGCUACAGUAUCUCCAAUCAUACAUAGCAUGCUAUACAGUAUAUACUAUUCUCCUAAAGCCUUGAUAAAACAUCUGCUUUAAUAUUAUGCAUCUUAUUUUUGUAUUUAAAGUGCUACCCAUCAAAUAUAAGAAAUACAUGUAUGAUUCAUUA